AGUAGCCGGGGGGAGUAGCCGCGCUCGCAGCGUUCAUUCUUGCUCAACACCACAGCAUUCUGCACAUUGGCGUUACUAAGAGAGCGCAGCCUCUCAUUGCAGGGAGGGACAAUGACCAGAGUGGCAGCGGCAGAUCGAAGAGGACUCAUCAGAGAACUGGUUUCACUUCACUCUGCUUCUAUUUCUGCAUGUGAACCUACGGAAACAUGAGGAGGAGAUCUGAAACUUUCUAAGUCGUCUUUUGGUUUAGGAUUCUUUUUGUACUGACUCAACUCAAAGGAAAGUCAAAUGUGGAUUUGUUGAUAUACAAGUUGGUAGGGUUGAGAAUCACAACGCCAUGAUGACCUCCACUUUCACGACCCCUAACACCUCAAAAGCGUGUAACCCCAGCGAAGAGGUGGACGACAAAAUGCUCCAGACCCCGCUGGCCGUGCUCUACUCCAUCAUCUUCAUCCUGGGUCUCACCGGGAAUCUGGUGGCUCUCUGGGUUUUCUUCUUCGUUCACGCCAAGAAGAACUCCCUACGGAUCUUCCUCAUGAACCUGGCAUUCGCGGACCUGCUGCUGGUCAUCUGUUUGCCGUUCAGGAUCCAGUACCACCUCCAGCAGAACGAGUGGGAGCUAGGGCACACAAUGUGCAAGCUAGUGGGCUACCUCUUCUACAUGAACAUGUAUGUCAGCAUCACCCUGCUGGGGCUGAUCAGCAUCGACCGCUACCUGAAGAUCUACGGCAGCGAGCGUACUCGGCAUAAUCUGAGCUCCCCGAGGUGGAGCAUCGUCGUCUGCACCAUCAUUUGGGCAGUGGCCCUGGUUUUCAUGAUCCCAUUCAUCCUUGAAAGCAAUGACAAAUGUGUCAAUGCGAAAAGGUGUUUCCACUACAAGACAAUUCCGCAGGAAGACAUGCUGAAAGUACACAUCAACAUCUUUGUGCUGGUCGUCUUCUGGUUGGUCUUCAUCUCUCUGGUGUUGUCCUACGGAAAGAUCGCCCUGAAACUCCUGCGGAGGUCGCAGCAGAGACCGGUCCUGCCCACAGCCCCCCACUACAGUCGAGUCGCUCGCAAGUCCUUCUUUGUCCUGUUUCUGUUCGUCGUCUGCUUCGUCCCCUAUCACGUCUUCCGGGUCUUUUACAUAAAAACCCAGAUCACCAAGGAGACCUUGGAGAUGCGCAACUUGGCCGACAAGUUCAACGAGAUUUCGCUGGUGUUUUCCGCUCUCAACAGCUGCCUGGACCCCGUCAUGUUCUUCCUGCUGUCCGCCUCGGUGAGGAAGGAGGUGCGGCGCUUCAUGUCGAGUGUGUUUUGCACCCGAGACAUCAGCGGAACCAGCGGGGCUAACUCUAGCACCGAACUGGACAACAGGAGCGACAAGAGACAGUCGAAUGCCCUCGACAAUAUGAACGAGAAAAAAGAUGUUUUAUAAAGCUGAGCUGGAGAAUAAGCAGAACCAGAGACUUAAAAACUGGGACUCCCAGUUUUUGUCUUCAACUUUGAAAAAUUCAAUGUGGGGACUGAUGGAUAAGGCAACAAAGUUUCUCCUCUGUGUAUCAGGAGCCUGGCGGGUCAUCAGACUUUACUUGUCCCCCCAGCAGGCUAAGCGUCAUUUAUUUAUUUUAAAUAGGGUUUGCUAUAUGCCAAUAAUAGUGAAAGUAAAGACAGAUAAAGUUCUAUAGUUGACGCAUUGAACUGGGUGACCACCUGCACCUGCCUGUUGGCCUCACAUACUAUUACUUCCAACUUAUGAUGCCUGCUUGUGCACCUCCAAAUUUUUACAACUUGACAAGUUUUUAAACACAAAAAGCAUGUUGGGUUGCUGGAGGACUGCCCUGGUGCCCCUACCACCGGGUUUAGAAGGUUUUCUGGGGGAAACUCUGCAUGUAGCCAAAAAUAUUAGCUCUAUUUAUGCAUUUAUUGCUAGUAUAACUAUUUAUAUACAUAUAUAGGGAAGGAGCAUGAUGUAAUGUGUCUUGCAAAACUAUUUAAACCCCUUGACUUUCACACUUCAUCACAUUACAAAUGCAAAAUUAAAUGUAUUGUAUUUGGAUUUUUGUGUUUCAGACAUAUGGAUGCGUUUAACAGCCAGAGGAACAAAUUCAGGUGCAGAAUCUCACUAAAAUAAAAAGUUUCUUGUUAAUAUAUAACAAGAUUUACAAGUCAUUAAAACUAAAAUAGGCUCUCUUUUAAACAAGAAAGUUUGUACCAGUCAAGUUUGUACAGCUAGAUAUUUAGGAGAAACAAGAGUGAGAAGAUUGAGUCAGAGGGAGAUCCCAAGUCAUAAUCUGUCAGAGAAACAUAUUUUUAUACCUUACUGUAGCAAAACUUUGUCGUUACAACAAGAUACUUCUGAAUUGAUGGCAGGUGAACACUUCCAUACAGACCAACACAAAGCAGUGCAUAAAUGUGCAGCAAAAUGAAAAGGAGUCAUGGUUUUCCAUUCAUCCAUAAUCUAUACCCGUCAAGGCAGGGCAAGUGUUUACUUCUUCUUCAAUAAAAAUCUGAAAAUGUAGUGUACAUUUAUACUCAACCCUCUUGACUCUGAUUCCCCUAAAUCCACUGCAACCACACUAUAAAUCGUAGCAGCCUCUUUUACUAAAAUCCACUAAAAUCCAAAGAGCGACUUUUAGAUUUUGAACUCUACAUUACAUUUUACUAAGUACAAGUUAUAGCCAUCUAUUAAGUUUACCAUUUAAGAAAUUUGUCAGAUUUGUAGGUGUUGAUUCAACUUGAAGCACAAGUUGGGGAAGGAAAGAGAAAAAAAAGGCGAGAAAAUAAAACUUGGAAGUUAUUCAUCAUGCUGCCCAUUCUAAAUUUGUCUGAUUCGACUGAACUUGGAUUUGCAAGUCAUCAAUUUGAAAAAAGGAGAGGAGGAAAUAAAAAGCAGACGAGGCAUUUGCU
Xiphophorus maculatus (southern platyfish) is the source of this 2889-nucleotide messenger RNA. RefSeq names its product G protein-coupled receptor 34 (gene gpr34). The transcript is spliced from 3 exons. Gene Ontology annotation, cellular component: membrane. The record is from RefSeq and is a predicted model, not a curated record. The coding region runs from base 338 to 1417 and encodes 359 amino acids. Lineage: Eukaryota; Metazoa; Chordata; Actinopteri; Cyprinodontiformes; Poeciliidae. Gene Ontology annotation, biological process: G protein-coupled receptor signaling pathway. Gene Ontology annotation, molecular function: G protein-coupled purinergic nucleotide receptor activity.